Molecule: messenger RNA, 2159 nt
Organism: Dreissena polymorpha
Lineage: Eukaryota; Metazoa; Mollusca; Bivalvia; Myida; Dreissenidae
Product: hemicentin-1-like
Exons: 13
Coding region: 41-2014 (657 amino acids)
Biological process (GO): cell-cell adhesion
Cellular component (GO): cell-cell junction
Molecular function (GO): cell adhesion molecule binding
Source: RefSeq, a predicted model, not a curated record
CUUCCUUAACCAGUUUAUUUUUAAGGUCUGAAGAGCAAUAAUGUGGUUUUACAAAUUAAUACCUAUGUUUUUACUGGCUACGGCAACAGUGAAUGUUCCGCCAAAUCCGCCCAUGAUAAACAUCAACUCGCCGGAGCCAUUCGUCGAGAAUUCUGUGAUAUCAUUGACUUGUUCAUCUACCGGCGGUAAGCCGACGCCAACAAUUUUUUGGCUGCGCAACGGACUAUCCAUUAAUAGUGCCAUAGUGACAUUUCCCAUUAAACCUAUGGGUGUGAUUUGUAGUCGAUUGGCAGUGCAGUUGACACGAAAUGAUCACCGGGCUAACUAUACCUGUGUAGUUUUCAAUGUGGCCAAUCAAUAUAAACCACUUGUUAACACAAAGCAAUUAAAUGUGCAAUACUCGCCCAGCAUUAGUGUCACUCCAACAUAUUCCCCGUAUCGUACGAAGCAGGGUUCUCAAGUGACGAUUACGUGCCUUGUGGACGCCAACCCGCCGUAUGAAUCGCUCACCUGGUACAAAAACAAAGUAUCUCAAUCAGUGAAGUUUACGACGCUUACAUUCCCAUCUGUAAAGAAAGAAGACCAAGGAACGUACACGUGUAAGGCAGCAAACCAAGUGUCAGGAAAACGAUACGAGGCCAACGCAUCGGUUACGCUUGAUGUGUUGUAUCCCCCAGAGAUAACCGCGCCAAGUUCCGUUGUCGUGGAUAUCUUCAAACAAGUAAAUCUUUCGUGUGCCGUGAUUUCCAACCCUCCUCCCACUGAAGUUCGAUGGGAAAAAAUCAGCGAUGCGAUCUCGUACAACGGUCCAAACUUUGUGUUUUCUGCGACCAAGGCCUCCACGGGGAAUUAUACAUGCACGGCCACAAAUCGACUGGAACCGUCUGAUGGAACGGCGGAAUAUGUCUCUACCAAACGCUACACCACACUCUGGAUACGAUACCCGCCUAGUAGUGCCACUAUACAACCAGUAGCAGAUGUUAAGAAGGGUCAAUCGUUGACCUUGACCUGUGGCAUGAGCGAUCCUGGCUAUCCUGCGCCAGAAUUCCGGUGGUGGCGGGCUCACAUCCCGGGUAGAGUCAUCUAUACGUCACCGAACCCGACGUUUACGAUAAGUCAAGCCCGACUGGCGGAUAACGGGAACUACACAUGCCAGGCGAGCAAUGAAAUUGGCGUAGGAGCACCAAGCACUGUCACUGUGGAAGUAAACUCUGCACCAGUGUUUGUUGGAUCGAUGCCGUCUGACGGUUCGUUAACAGUUCCCAUCACUCAGUCAAACGUCGUUUUGGAACAUCGAAUCGAGGGACGGCCAAAACCUAAUGUGGUAUGGUUCAAAGAUUUCGUGUCUAUCGCUUCGUUGACCAAUCUGUAUUCGGAAAUAACUGAGAACGGUUACACUCAGUUUAAAUACACCGUCACGACCAGAAUCAAGUUCAUUGGUUCCGCUCGUGACCAGAACCGCCUACAGAUUGAUGACAUCGGUAACUAUACUUGUGUGGUGUGGUCUGCAGCAACUUCCCAACAGCAGUCGCGGAACGUACGUUUGUCAGUUGGGUUCGAGCCGUUGAUCACGUCGAAUGCGCGAGUGUCCGCUCAACUUGGGCAGAAGACGACCCUGACAUGUAUAGCCAAUGCAAAUCCACCACCAUUAUUCGUCUGGAGCCAAAAUGAAAAGGUGCUUGCCAACACGUCUAGAAAACUUCAAUGGCAGGAGUCCACGGGAGUUAUAGCCGAGUUCAGAGGCAUCUUAGAAAUACAGUCGCUGAGCGUUGGGGAUUUCGGCCAGUACGACUGUCAGGUCACAAACAACAAGGGGCAGACCACUGCGUCCGUUCAACUGUCUAGGAAAUCUGAAAGUUACUAUGAGGGCACCACCACUGCGUGGAAGGAUGUCACGUGCAAUUUAGGAGAACCGCAGCUCAAAUAUCUUAACGGAGUUUUAGAAGUUAACGAAACAUUGUCAAAUAACGAUGACGUUUGGAUUGGUUACAUCUAUGCAAAGGUUCCAUUUUAACUAUUGGGUUGUGCAAGUCUACAGAGCGAGAACGGAGAGUACGUAGCAAAAAUUGGUGAUUGCUUCACAAUCUGUAGAGGUGGAAAAUUCGGAAUUCAACGGAAAAGUACUGAGCAGUCAGGUUUGCUUUGCAUCUGCGUCAUGG